Molecule: messenger RNA, 1391 nt
Organism: Teleopsis dalmanni
Lineage: Eukaryota; Metazoa; Arthropoda; Insecta; Diptera; Diopsidae
Product: A disintegrin and metalloproteinase with thrombospondin motifs 9-like
Exons: 6
Coding region: 171-1376 (401 amino acids)
Biological process (GO): proteolysis; extracellular matrix organization
Cellular component (GO): extracellular matrix
Molecular function (GO): metalloendopeptidase activity
Source: RefSeq, a predicted model, not a curated record
UUGGAAUAGCAAGACUUCAACAAGUUACGAAAUGACAUUUAUACAAUAUAUGCUAUCAAAUAACUUCUAAUUUUAAGAGUUUAUUUCAAAUUUUAGCUACUUCUGCUUCUGCGUUGCUAAAGAGCUUUUGUCAUUUCCUUUCAAACGGCAAAUAUCAUUACGAUACAGCAAUGCUAAUAACCCGAAAUCAGAUAUGUCGCAAUGAACGUGCAGCGAUGUGUGACACCCUGGGUUUAGCUGAGUUGGGUACUGUUUGUAAGCGGCACUCCUGCUCAAUUGUACAGGACAAUGGAUUACCAGCUGCUUUUACCAUUGCACAUGAACUAGGUCAUAUUUUAAAUAUGCCGCAUGAUGAUGACGAUCGUUGCAAAAUGUUUAAUAAGCUGGGAACAAAAAGAAAGCAUAUUAUGUCAAGUGUGAUGGGUAAAGAUAUUCACCCUUGGUCCUGGUCGGAUUGUUCACGUUAUUAUGUAUCAGAAUUUCUAGAAAAAGAAGAUACAUCAUGUUUAGAGGAUACACGUACCGUAUCAAUUAAAAAUUACAACACCAAAUUACCUGGUGAGAUAUAUUCAUUGGAUCAGCAAUGUCAGUUAAUAGACGGCAGAGACUAUGUAUUUACAAAUAGAGGAGAUGAAUGCAAGCAAUUGUGGUGCAUCUUUAAAGGGAGUUAUUAUUCAAGUAAUUUACCAUGGGCUGAUGGUACUCCCUGCCGAAACAAUCGUUAUUGGUGCCAAAAAGGUGAAUGCGUUUCUCGUGAGGGAAAUACGCUACAAGUUGUUAAUGGAGGAUGGGGUCAUUGGAGUUCAUUUACACCAUGUAGUUUAACAUGUGGAGGGGGGGUGCAAGAAUCUCAACGUGAGUGCAAUAAUCCACUUCCCAGAAAUGGGGGGAAGUAUUGCGCCGGUAGUCGUAAAAAGUACCGCUCAUGUAAUGCACAAAGUUGUCCUCCCGGUUCUAUGGACUCACGAGAACAGCAAUGUUACGAUAUGAAUGGACGAGAUUUGAGUAUCAAAGGUGUUAGAACACCAGCAAAAUGGAUACCCAAAUAUGGGCUUUCUUUAAAGGAUAAAUGCAAACUGUUUUGCCGUCUCGAAGACAAUAGUGCAUACUUUCAACUUUCUGAUAAGGUAAAAGACGGAACAACAUGUUCCUUUGACAGUUUUGAUAAGUGUGUAAAUGGCAUUUGCCGUCCAGCAGGUUGCGACAAUGAACUUAAUUCGCUCGCCAAACUAGAUAAAUGUGGCGUAUGUGAAGGAAAUAAUGAUACAUGUGAGGAUUAUACCGGAAAUUUUUAUGUGUCUGAUCUGCAUAAACUACAACCAAAAAAAAAUUCACAUUUUUAUUAUGUCACAACAAUACCAAAAGGUACUUUAUGAAAACAAUAAUAUUAG